Messenger RNA from Sebastes umbrosus (honeycomb rockfish), 3738 nucleotides. RefSeq lists its product as uncharacterized. The coding region runs from base 94 to 3708 and encodes 1204 amino acids. Gene Ontology annotation, molecular function: acrosin binding; structural constituent of egg coat. The record is from RefSeq and is a predicted model, not a curated record. Lineage: Eukaryota; Metazoa; Chordata; Actinopteri; Perciformes; Sebastidae. The transcript has 14 exons. Gene Ontology annotation, cellular component: egg coat. Gene Ontology annotation, biological process: prevention of polyspermy; binding of sperm to zona pellucida.
GCGUGUUGGCAGGAAGUCUACAAAAACACUGUGUGCUACUGUUCUCUCCUCUGUGCCAGUGUGUUGGUGCACAGAGAUAAACUCUUAUUUGAAAUGCAUUUGAAACAAACAGGAUACUGCGUCGGUGUCCUUCUCAUUUACUCCAUCACAACAAUAACUUUACCUUCAGGGAGCUGGUGUGAGACACGGACUGAAAGGACCUCUGGAGGGCCUGAACAGACACUCAGACCCAGAAUGGCGUCCACUUCAACUAACAAGCACCGGAACAAACCGAAGCCAAACGAAGGGGAGUGGAUGUAUACUUCACUUAACCCGCCAAAUGAAGACUGUAGCAAAGGGAGAGUUGAGCAUAUCAUCCCAGGGACGUUUUAUAUUACUGGUCAACUGGAAACACGCACUAAUGUGGGCUACCAAGCAGAUGCUGCUGUUUCAGUCCAGGCUCAGCGAGGUCAGGAGAGGACCAGAGGUCAGCUGGUCAGCGGCUCAGAGGAGAGCUGGCAGAGGCUGCAGCCCGUGGUGGCGUGUGGAGACGAUGCCAUGACCCUCACUGUCAGGAGGAGACGGGCUGUACAACUACGGCUGGACCGAGUGAACGAGUCAUCUUUGCCCCUGUCCCAGCUACCACCACAGUGUGGCUACUCUGUUCAGACCACAUGGAGAGACCUCAGUCUAAUGGUUCAGUAUGAUGCCUGUCACGUCACACAGGAGGAUGACCGUUACGUGUUGCCUCUGCUGUGGAGGGGGACUCCAGUCAAGAUGUCCUGUCCAGCUUCUCAGAUCCAUCCUCAGGCCUUGGGCCCUUUCUCUCUCUGCUGCUCCCUGUAUGGUAUGACCGUCAAAGUGCAGGGACUCUACGCUACAGAGGAGCUGAGGGUAAAAGUCAGAGGAGAAUGGACCCCUCUGGUGGUGUUAGCUGAGCAAUGUGGCUACACACUGGACAGACAGGAUGCUGAGAUGGUUAUCACUGCUCCAUUCAUUGCGUGUGGCGUCACAGUAAAAGAUGGAAAAUACACCCUUUCUCUUCAGAUGGGAGAGAAGACGUUCACACUGGCCUGUCCUGAAGAAGUCCCACUCACCCAUCAGCCUCUGGUCAACAGCCCUCAGCAUCUAACCAGAGAGCCAGCUGAGCAUGUACCUUUACCAUGGGCUCCACCUUUCUACCUGGCCCCGCCUUACUAUCCCCACCCUACAUAUCACCACAAGUAUCCUAGUCCUGAUGGACACGAUGCGUAUAACCCUCCUACUCCCUCACCCUUGACUCCUGACCCUACAUCUGGCCCACAGCCUCUCUCUCCUGUUGAUUCCCAGCGAGACUCUCAGGACUACUACCCCGACCAGAUUCCUGUCAGGGAGUCUUAUAAACAUUUCCACAGUUCGCUGUCUUCUACGGACGAUGCGGAGGAUUCAGGUCGGGUGGAUCCAGAUCUGCAACAAAAGCAAGAACCUCCCGUCUUAGUUGUCUCCGAGAGGCCCAGUGCUGCACAUCCUCCCCCCUCAGAUACAGGCUUACCGAGUCAAAUAGAACCACCUCGUCUCCAGCCCCCAAGCCACGCCUUCAAUCCAUACUAUCACUACUACCAUCACCCUAAAAUCCCUCUUCCUGGCCCACCUCAGGACCCUGAUCCAGGUUCUGAGCUUCCUAGAGAACUGUCUUUAACUAAUCCUCAUCACCCUGAAUAUUUAGUGUUGCCCCCCAGCGUGCAGCAGUCUGAGGCUCUCCGCAGAGUUAACUCACACCAGUUCCUUCAGCCUACGCCUGAGGCUGCCUCUCAUCCUUACACCCUUCUGACAAGUCCUCCCAAAACCUCUGCACAUUAUACACCUCAUCCUCCACAGCCCUAUCCCUACCACUACUCCUAUUACUUUCCACAUAUUGCUAGGGGCGAGACCAAGCGACUGGCUCCUCUCAGUACCGACACGGCUGCAGAAAGAAAUUUGUCUGAUGAUCAAAACACAAAGUCAAGCACCUUUGUUCGUCCACAUCCUCACUCAUCACAAGUUCAUGACAAAUACAACGUAAAUCCUUACACUGAUUCACAAAACUCAGAUGAAAUGAUUAACUUUCAAAAAACCAGCCCAGAAGGGAUCAAACAUCCACUUUUUGAUGAUGAUGUAAAAGCAGAGCUGGAUGACAAAGAGAGACGCUCUGCCCCUGAGACUCCCCUCCCCCCUACUCACCCUCCUGGACCAGAUGCUGCUGCAGCUCCUCCUCCUGAACAAACCUCUCUCCCCACGAUGCCACCCAACCACAAUCUCCCUCCUUACCCACACUACCACCACCCGUAUUAUCACUACUAUCAGAUGUAUUAUGGACCUGAGAGUUUACUCAGCGCUGACAAUCAUGUGUCUCCAAUUUCAUCCAAAGAAGCUUUAGACCCUCUGCCGCAUGCAUCUUCCUCCCCACCAACACGGCAUCCGCCCUAUCGCAAACAUCAAACCACUACUCCACCCACAAAGCCAAUCUAUGAUGCUCACAAUGGCCCCCUACAUCCUUACUACUACUAUUACCACCUGUACUACCAGCCUGAAGUGUCGGUGCACAACCAGGAAGUACAUCCUGCAGGCGGUAUGAACUCUGAAAGAGCAUCAAAAUCAGACUACAGCGGGAUGGAUUGGAUGGUUCAUAAUUCUGAGGAAGGAUAUCCCAGCAUCCCUCCGCUAUUUUACAGUCCCUUUCACAACCUCAAUUCCCAUUAUAUCACUCAGCAACAUCCAUAUGAUCCCUUUGGGCGUCCUGGUGGAGAAGAAGCAGAAGAGAGGCUCGAUACUGAAAUGAAAGAUCACCUCAAGGCCAACUUGUCCACUCCCUCUGCCUCGCCCUGUGGCCUUGGCCUCGUGUCAGAUUUAGACUCUUUGGGCUGCUGCUCGUAUUCUGUGAAGGACUGUACAAAGGGACAGCAUUUCAUCUUUGCGGUGCCAGACUCUGUACUGGAGCCCACAGUGGCCCUCCCUGCUCGUCCCUUUGAGCUCAGUAAUGUGUCCUGCGUGCUGCAGAAGCUGACCUCUGACCCUGACAUCUACUCUGUCCCCCUGGAGGGCUGUGGAGUAAACAGACAUGUGUUUGGUCAGACAGUGGUUCAUCUGUUGGAAGUCCAUGGUGUCCACUCUCUUCAACAAGACCACAGUUCUGUGCUUGAGAACUCUCCUGUCAGGUUGAUGGUGGAGUGUAGUUCCUCUCCAGGUUCUCCAGGUGAAGUGAGGCUCCAUGUGAUGGAUCGACCUCCACCACCUCCCAUUCAGUCUACACCAGCCACCAUCGCUGUGCAACUGAGAAUUGCCACAGACGAGUCCUUCACCAGCUUCCACCCUGAGCCUCACCUGCCUCUCAGCCUCAUGCGAGGCAGACCUGUUUAUGUGGAGCUGAGCCUGCUGGACCCCCCAGAGCCCGGCCUGGUGCUGCUGGUUCACUCCUGCCUGGCUUACACUCAAGCUCCGGACACCAGCUGGAUGCUCGUCUAUGACGGCUGUCCCAGCCCGGGUGAUUCACAGCUACUUCCUUCCCCAAACCCUGACCCCCACCACAUCUGGAGGAUCGUGAUCUCUGGCUUCCUGUCUUUGCCCGCAGAAAGUCCCUCCCACAUGGCUGAAGGAGGACACGCUCACCUGGAGGACCCAGAGAUCUACUUCUUGUGCUUGACAGAGGUGUGCUCUGCUGCAGAUGGUGACUGCACUGUCGGCUGCAUCAACAGUCCCAACAGUGACGUGUGAGCAAUGAAAUAAACACUUAACACAACUGCA